This is a messenger RNA of Fundulus heteroclitus (mummichog), 1061 nucleotides long. Its product is annotated as coiled-coil domain-containing protein 106-like. The record is from RefSeq and is a predicted model, not a curated record. Lineage: Eukaryota; Metazoa; Chordata; Actinopteri; Cyprinodontiformes; Fundulidae. Bases 99 to 941 code for a protein of 280 amino acids. The transcript is spliced from 5 exons. Gene Ontology annotation, cellular component: nucleoplasm.
GCCUAAUGUAAGCUAGAAGAAACGACUGGACCAGACCAUAUUUUACUUGCGGUGUAAAAGGGAAUAGAGGUAACUCCCCAGAUAAAUAUAAAAGCGAGAUGGAGACUCGUUUUGGCAAAAAGACACGCGAUGGGGGGGUACAGGACUCUGUCGAAGAAGUGCAAGAGGUUGUGAAGGAGGCUUUCGUGGACAAGCCACAAGAUUUAGAACUUGCCUCCGUUGGUCGAAAGCCAAAGAAGCAAAUGAAAUAUUCCCCAAGGAAAUUGUGGUCACCAACGGGGGCAGUGGAGUUGACCAAACUGAAACAACAAGCAAAGAUGGAUAGACAGAAGAUUGAUCACCUUGAGGACCGCAUUAAAUACCUGGAGGAGGCCAACAGGGAGCUGAAAAAGGACAAAGACUUCCUUCUUACACAAAUUAAGGAAGCCACUGUGGCACCUGCAUCUAGCAGCAAGUCAGGCUCUAGAGAGAUUGCUCAGGUUCCUCUAUCUUCAACAUCUACUACCCCCUCCUCUUCUUCCACAGACUUAAGCUCCUCAUCAUCUUCAGAGGAAGAGGAAAAAAAGAAGAAGAAAAAGAAGACCAAAAAGUCCAAGAAACACUCUGAUUCGUACAGCCGUUCAAGAAUGACCACAGUGGAUGGAGUUAUCAACCGCUAUGAGAGUGCCCUGAAGAGAUUCACUAAGUUUGGAUCUAUGAAAAAGGCCUUCAACAAGAUUAAAGUUGACCGCAACACCAUUGCGAGGACAGCUGUUAUUGCUGAGCUUGCAAUAACCUUUCCUGACACCUUCAAGGAGCUGCUCCCAGGAAACCACAAUAAUGAGAAGAUCUCCCAGUUUGCAGAGCGUUGUAGGAAUGCUAUAACAAAAGAGAUGGCUGAAACCAUCACAGCAAAAAAAAGAAGUGGAAAACUCCUCCCAAUAAUGUACAAGUACACUUAGACUAUUACUUUUAAACAACUUGUUUUUUUUUUGUUUUUUGUUUUGUUGAGUUGUGUGUUUAGUUUUUUUUAUUUGUAUUUCAGAAGUAAAAUCUGCUGAACAAGAAGUUGCACCCUCUGU